UGACAUUUUGCACAUAAAGUAGCAAAUAACACGUGAAGACCUUUGACCAGAGAAAAUAUGUAUGAAAAAGUUUGGUUUCUCCUAUUAUAACACACAAAACUAGAGUUUGAUCCGCACAAACAUACAUAGUCUUAAUUUUUACUUUUUUUUAUAUAUUAUUUAAUGAUAUUUCUAAACACAUAAGUUAUUUAUAUAUACUUUUAGAUUCCUACAGACCUAUUUAUAAUAUACAAACAAAGUUUAAUUUAAACCCAAAAAUAAAAUAUCCAAAAAACCGAUAAGUAUCCGAGCGGGUACUUGUAUACCUAUGUCUAACUUAUUUUGUAAAAAAAAAGAAGUCAAUCGAAAUAUUAAUUACUGAGGGUUAAAAGUUAAUCACUGGCUUAAAUGGUUAUAUCCAAUGAAGAAGUCCAAAAUGAUUGCUGGAUCUAGUUUCUAGUGUGUAACCCACGCUCUAUAUGAACACGUAUAAGCGCCAUUUUAUAAUAGAGUUUAGUAAUACUCUAAUGAUAUUCUAUUUUAUAAUGAAAAAUAUAGUGAUGAAUAAAAAUAAAAUAAUUACUUUAUUUAAAGAAUAAACCAUUUUUUAUUUUAUUUUAGGUGAAAAUAGAGUGUGGGUGGAAAUGCUUUUAAACGGGUUAAAGAGUUGCUUGAUACCCCUUAUGUUCGGUUGGUUUGAAUCUAAUCGAAUCAGUACGGCUCAAUAUUGAGUUGCACCCCGUGUACAACGAUCGAUGCAAACCAACUUUCUUUUCAAGUUAUUAUUAACAAACCACAAACUUUAAUAUCUAUGAAUUGUAUUGAUCGUUGGGUCGAUCUUAUUGGAAUUGAAAUGUGGUUAAUAUCUUAUGGUCAGAUUUGAAAAAAACUUAGUGAACAUAUUUAGUAAAUUUUAAACCCAAAAAUUAAUUUACUGUAAUGAUUAUGGUCUUCGGAAAUAUGUGUUCAUUCCUUAUACAUAUGUUAGGUAAAUAAUAAUAGCCUCUUGCAAAUCUCGAGCAUACUCAGAAUUUGAUAAUCAAUAUCUUAUCGUACAAGAGUAAGACACUAAUAAGAGUUUUUUAAUCACCGAGAUGAUAUAAGUCUAUAAUUCUAUAGUGUUUUUAUUAUAAUAAAUUUGAAUUAGUUAAAGAAUGACCAUUAAAUUCACCCUAAUGACUUCUUUUAUUAAGAAGGUCUAUUUCCUCCAUUUCUCCUCUUCUUCUUCGUUUCUCCUCCUCCUCCAUUGACGCUCUCAAGAACACACUCAUAAUUAGCAUGCUUGCAUGUCCAGAGACAGCAGGGAAGGAUUUGGAGAUUACUACAAGAUCGUGAAGAAGGUAAAGAAAGAUCCAACCUUCGAAAAGACUAUGGAUCAUGCCGUGAUGGGAAUCAGGAGACACGUGGCGGUGCCUCCGGGGACAACGUUGAACACCGUGACUCCGUGCGCCGCUUGUAAGCUACUCCGUCGUCGUUGCGCGGAGGAGUGCCCUUUCUCGCCCUACUUCUCGCCUCACGAACCCCACAAGUUCGCCGCCGUUCAUAAAGUCUUCGGUGCCAGUAACGUCUCCAAGAUGCUUCUGGAAGUGGGUGAAAGUCAGAGAGGGGACGCCGCAAACAGUUUAGUCUACGAAGCAAACUUGAGACUGAGAGAUCCUAUCUACGGUUGCAUGGGAGCAAUCUCCGCUCUUCAACACCACAUCCAAUCUCUCCAGUCCGAACUCACGGCUGUCCGCACAGACAUCCUUCGCCACAAAUACCGAGAGGCCGCCACAAUCACUUCCCUUCAAAACAACAACAACAACUUCAACAAUACUACAACCACAUCAGUGUCCGAUCAUGCUGCUCUAGCUGCGACCAUUUUGCUCCCACCACCACUGCCACCGCCUCAUCCGCCACGACCACCAAGGUUGUUGUCGUCUCAGCCUGCUCCACCUGUUUCCUUGCCCUCUCCUUCGAUGGUGGUACCGUCUUCUUCGUCUUCUAAUUCAUCUGCUGGCAAUUCUAUGUAUAAUCCUCCUCCGUCUUCGGCCGCUGGAUGCAGUAAUUCUCUGUCCAGUGACAACAAUGUUCAUUACUUCGAUUAAUCAGAAUUAUGUUCUUACUUACCCCGGUCCUUUUAAAGUAAAAGUUUGAAUGUUGUUCCAUAUUGAGAAUACGGCUUGAGUGUUUUGUUUUUAUUUCAUGUAGAUUAAAAGUUGCAUUACUCGUACAUUCACAUUUGCUUUGACGGCCCGUAAUUUAUUAACUUAUCAGACGAUUAAAUAAUAUCUUUAUUUA
Brassica rapa (field mustard) is the source of this 2259-nucleotide messenger RNA. Its product is annotated as LOB domain-containing protein 13. The record is from RefSeq and is a predicted model, not a curated record. NCBI's taxonomy places the organism in Eukaryota, Viridiplantae, Streptophyta, Magnoliopsida, Brassicales, Brassicaceae.